ACCAACCACCACCGCUCCUCCAACCCCACAUUAGCUCAUCAGCAGCUCGAAGAGGAUCGUCGGCGACCAUGUCCGGGCGCGGCAAGGGAGGCAAGGGGCUCGGCAAGGGCGGCGCCAAGCGCCACAGGAAGGUGCUGCGCGACAACAUCCAGGGCAUCACCAAGCCGGCGAUCCGGAGGCUCGCUCGGAGGGGCGGCGUGAAGCGCAUCUCGGGGCUCAUCUACGAGGAGACCCGCGGCGUGCUCAAGAUCUUCCUCGAGAACGUCAUCCGCGACGCCGUCACCUACACCGAGCACGCCCGCCGCAAGACCGUCACCGCCAUGGACGUCGUCUACGCCCUCAAGCGCCAGGGCCGCACCCUCUACGGCUUCGGCGGCUAGGCUCGUCCUCGCCCCCCCUCCUGCAGAUCCCCAAAGUUUGAUGAUACCGCGACUUGUCUAGUUCUCUGUAUGCUCUGUAGUUCGAACUGAAUCGUGGAACAAAGUUAUUCGCAUAUGUUGCUGGAAAUCAAACCCCUGUCUGUGCAAAUACCGUGUUUCUGAA
This is a messenger RNA of Triticum aestivum (bread wheat), 543 nucleotides long. RefSeq names its product histone H4. The coding region runs from base 69 to 380 and encodes 103 amino acids. Gene Ontology annotation, molecular function: structural constituent of chromatin; DNA binding; protein heterodimerization activity. The record is from RefSeq and is a predicted model, not a curated record. The transcript has a single exon. Lineage: Eukaryota; Viridiplantae; Streptophyta; Magnoliopsida; Poales; Poaceae. Gene Ontology annotation, cellular component: nucleosome.